GCCACAACAAUUUCAGUCCCCAUUGAGAAGUCGAUGUGUGCAAUUGUUAGUUAAUUCGUUCCAACGUUCCAUCGUCCAUUCGUGAAAUUAUCGAACUCGUUAUUAGCCAGCCUGGUGAACUCGUCGUCCGAUUCUUGACUUGCUUGUUAAAUUAACAACGAAACGUGCCAAACAAGUCAGUCGCUUAGACGGAGAGUGUGUGACAUAGUGCGUCCUGUUGGUGCCAAAAGCCAAGCUAAAAACCAAAAACCAAAAACCAAAAAGCAAAACAUAAAACAUAAGAAAAUAUAUUCGUAUUAAGAAAUAAACUGCAAUUCGCAAUACGUCGCCAAGAACCUGUCUGUCGGCCAGUCAGUUUUUCGCUCGCCACGAUCAUCGAAUUGCCUGACCGAUCCGCCAAUUGCCUGUUGGUUGGUGGUUUUACAGUUUUGGCAAUUUUUCGCUUUUCCUUUCGUACGCCAUUCGCUGUGGAGUUUUUCCUUUUUAUUUUGCAACUACUGUAGGCGCCUUGCAUGUGUGUGCGCAUAUGUGUGAUUGUCAACACAAAAACAAUUGAUUGUUUUUACGAGUCAAUUUUGUUUUUUGAAAGAAGGGCGUUGAAAAGUUAAUGUAACAAAAUUGUAGAAAAAUCUUUUGAACGACAUCAGCUAAAUAUAUUGAGAAGCAGCCAGAGCUAUCAAGAAUCAACAAAAGCAGCGACAGGAUAGACAACGUGUGUGAGCGUGUGACAGCAAAGGCACACGGUACAUAAUCGGUAACAGCCUUCGCCGUUGAGCUUUAAAUGAAAGUGUUCCUGCCGAACUGUCAGAAUAGUCUUGAAGUGCAAGCGCAGCUGUCUGGUUGAAGUGCGGCCGUAGCAAAAACGACGCUUUCAAGUGCAUAUCUAAACGUGUCAGAUAGAUAAGAUUCAGCCGAUAAAGCGUUAGGAAAAAAGUGAAGUUUAGAAAGAAUAUUGCUUGCUAUUAAAUAAUUUGAAUCUUUCUGUGAAUUGUAAGAGUGUUUGAAUUGGACAAAGUGUUUGAAUAAGUGUUGGAUCCGAGCGCCUACCUGGGAAAGGUAUACUCAUACUUUUACGAGCUAUAUUCGUGGGAAUCGAACUAAAAGAUAACACCAAACGAAAUCAACCUGUCCAGCAACCACCCACGACAACAAGCACAACAACAACAACACCAAUAUAGUUACAACUUAACUAGCGCAAUAUUCUCUCUGUAAAGCAACAACAAUAACAACAGAAACUAAGGAAAAGCUGUGAAUAAAAAAAGUCUCGUGUAAACAAUCGACCAUCGAAAGUCAACGUGCAACAAGCAAGCUUCCAGCAAACACCAGCGGCAGCGCUCGUGGCAAGAAUCAGUGAAAAUCUGAAUUUGUAUGUAGUAUAGCGUAUAAUUAACAGUAAUAAACUGCAGCAAAAGGAGCAGCAACAACAACAACACCAAGCUUACGAAUAAUAAACGACACGGGCAUAGACAAAUACUACUACCGUUAGCACAAUGGCCUUAAUUAUGAAAUACAUUGACAGUAUGCAAAGAUAUAUGGACUCAUAUGGCGAUUCAAGGACGAAGGAUUGGCCGAUGAUGUCAUCACCAUUCCCCACAUUAGCAGUUUGCCUCACAUAUGUUUACUUAGUUAAGGUGCUUGGCCCACGAUUAAUGGAGAAUCGUAAACCAUUCCACUUACAAAACACACUGAUAAUCUAUAAUGCAGUACAAGUGAUAUUUAGUGCAUGGCUGUUUUACGAGAUAGCAAUUUCCGGUUGGCUAACGGGGCAUUAUAACUUCCGAUGUCAGCCAGUCGAUUAUAGUAAUAACCCUAGAACAUUAAGGAUGGUACAUGCGUGUUGGUGGUACUACUUCUCCAAAUUCACUGAGUUCAUGGAUACGAUCUUCUUUGUGCUCCGCAAGAAGACCAGCCAAGUAACGACGCUGCAUGUCAUACAUCACGGCUGCAUGCCGAUGUCUGUCUGGUUUGGUGUCAAGUUCACACCAGGUGGUCACAGCACUUUCUUCGGUCUGCUCAACACAUUCGUGCACAUCGUUAUGUAUACGUACUAUAUGUUCUCGGCCAUGGGUCCACAGUUCCAGAGAUUUUUAUGGUGGAAGAAAUACUUGACUACACUGCAGAUGGUUCAAUUUGUGUUGAUCAUGGUGCACGCCUUCCAGUUGCUCUUCAUCGAUUGCAAUUAUCCCAAGGCGUUCGUUUGGUGGAUCGGUAUGCAUGCUGUGAUGUUCUUCUUCUUGUUCAACGAAUUCUACAAGAACGCUUACAAGGGUCGCCGCACGAAACACAAAAACUUAUUGAUGUUCAUUUUGCAGCGCAAAGAGAAGGACGACGACGAAGUGGUGGAGGAGAAGCAAAAGAUUGACAGCAACAACAAAGCCGCUGAUGGUGACGAGCAGAAAGCGCUACUCACCAACGGUCAUGUCAGCAAUGGUGUCAUCAGCAAUGGCAACGUUGCCAACGGCUAUCCGAAGAAUGGCUACAAAACGGCAACCGCGUCAGCGUCCGCUUUUGUCAACGGUAACGGCGCCACCAUGAAUGGCAGUCUCAAGACGUCCGCGGGGAAUGGCAACGUGUACAAGAACGGCGAUGCGCCGUUGCUGGCCAACGGACACAGCAAAAUGGUGGGCGGCUCGUUAGCCGCGCAGCUGACACAACGCAAAUUGCAGCAACAACAAAAAUAAUAUAGGGCCACUGGCGGCGUAGUGGCGCAUGCGCAGGCAAUGGCGAUGGCUAAUGCAGCGGCGGCGACGACGACGACAGCGGCGGCAUCAGCGGCAGCUAAGCAGACCACAACACACAAAGCUAAGAAAACACAAAAACUACAAAACAAAGCUAAAAAACAAACAUAAAAAAUACAUAGAAAACAAAAAGAAAAAACACAACAACAACAACACGCAAAGCAAAGCCAGAAGAAAAAUAAGUUAAUAAUUAAUUAAUUAAAGCGUAGUUAUUACAAGAGGAAAUUCAUUAAUUAAAUUAAACGCAUGUGGAAGCAAAAUCAAAAAAAUCAACAAACAAAAAAUCCGCGCGAAGAAAAAGUUAAUAAGCAUUAAUUUUUUUUUUAAUAUCUAUCGUAUAUACACAUACCGCAUUAAAAUUAAAUUUAUAAAUUUAUACACAUACACACACACACACACCCAUACAUACCGAUCAAGUCAUACAAACAUUCGAAGCGAGCGCAUACUUACCAAAGCAGCGAGUAGCAUAUGUAGCUUUUUGCCGCCGCAAGUAGGUGAAACAGGUGUAAUAAGCAACAGAAGACAAAGCUGCAAGCAGGAAAUAGCAAACAGGAAGCGAAAAGCGCAACCAAAGCGUUGCCAACCAUUUGCAAGUGUAUAAUUAGUGCGUUGUGAUUUGCUGCUGAAAAUUAAAAAAAAAACUUUCUAUUUGUAUUUAUUUUUCGUUUAAUACACUUAAAAUAUAUGUAAACUGCAGCUAUGGCAAAUGUUGCGCAACAAUGUUGCUAUACAAAUGUUGCCAAAAAAAAUUCCAAAAAUUUUGCUCAUUUCACUUUUCGGUUAGAAAUUUCUGUUGACAUUUUAUUUUUACCGUUAAAUGUAGUUUAUGUACAGAUUUAUUUGUUUUUGCACUUUUUUAUUUCAUAAUGUUCUGUUAAAAAUAUAUGAGUUUAUAAUUCUUUUGUUUGUUGUGCCACACAAAUGUUGCAGGCAACAUAUUUUUAAAAUUUUGUUCAACUGUUGCAUAUUUUUUGUUUAUUAAUUAAUGCCACUUUUUUAUAAAAAAAAUAUGUUUCGCAACAAUGUUGCUGGAAAAUGUUGCCAACAUUUCAUUGUUGUCUAUCUGUAAUUACCAUUAAUUACAGAUUAAUUAAUUCCCAUUAAUUCAAGUAGUCUGCAAUAACUGUAUGCUUCUUGUACGAGCCUAGCAACAUUUGGAAAUUCAAAUGAAAUUUUAAGAAAUUAAAAAAAAUAUAUUGAAAUGUCUAGCAACAUGCAUAUUGCAGUUGUUAAACAUUUUGUUCAAAAGAAUUUUUCGCUUUCGUAUGCUUUUUUAAUACACUCUGUUAUUGUAACAUUAUUUUUUUUUUUACAUAUGUCUAUAUAUUUAUGUAUAAAUUAUACUUGUGCUUGUUCCUCAACAAUGUUGCUAGCAACAAGUAACACUUAAAUCACAUGCUUAAAACGCGUAUGAACGCAUUAAACUUUACUCACAUGAAUAUACAUAUGUUGCGCAACAAAGUGUGCUGCAACAUGUUGCCAGCAACAUACCACCCUCUAUCAACAUUCGAAAUUUUUUUUCUAAUUUUUUUUUAAAUAAAUUUCUAUAUAUAUUUGUAUAGGUAACCGUUAGCCCAACUCAACCUACAGCAACAGCAAAUCGCACAGCACUAAGCAUACGCCAAGUACAACAAUCAUUGUAAUAAAAUUAUACAUGCAUACAAGCGCAUAUUUACGCACAUACAUAUGUAUGUGUCAACAUACACACCCAAAACCACAUUUGCAACUGCAUUUUCCACAUAUAUAUACGUGCAGACGUACGUAUAUAAAAAAAAAAAUUAAUAAAUAAAUCUAAAUACAUUAACACAUAAAUAUAUGUAUAGUGAUAUAUAUGUAUAGUAUAUAUUUAUGCAUAUAGGGUAUAAAUUGAGACAAAACAAAAUGUACACAAACGAUUUAAAAACUACGCUUGUAGGUGAAAAAAACAAAAACAAAAAAUAAAAUAUUAAUUUAUAAUAAAAAACAACAACAAAUAAUACUGGUUUAGGUAUGCACUUAAAUGCGAUUUAUAUAUUACCGUUACAUUUGCUAAUUUACGAUUUACGAUAUACAUACACAUACAUAGGUACAUACAUAUACAUAUACCUGUAUUUGAAUGCUAAGUGUUCUCUGUAACUUACUUUUGAGUUUACAAUUUUUUUAUUUCGUCUCUUCUGUUGUACAAAAUCCAUUAUAUAUACUAUAUAUUUAUAUGUAUAUGUAAUAUGUAAAGAACUUAAAGUAAAAAAAAAAAUAAAAUAAAAAUAAAAAAUAAAAAAAAUUUAAAUGUUAAACCCAAAAAUAUGGAAAAUCAAGUCAUUUAAAUCGCAGCAAAGAGAAUCAUAUUUAUAAAUACAUACGUACAAAAUAUAAAAAAAUUAAAAAAAAAAAAACAAAAACAACAACCACAAGCAUGUACGCAAUGAAAACUUAAUUGUAAUUAUUAAUAUUGCUAGCUGCAAAAAGGAAAUUAAUUAGUUUAAAAUAAUUAAUUAAUUAAUUAAUUAUGUAAGGCAUAGUAAGCGAGAGGUGUGUUUGAUAAGUUAAAUAAAUAAAUAAAAAAUAAUAAAUAAACAUAAAAACUCUAUACAUAUUAAAAAUAAGUGAAAAAAUAAAUAAAAAUAUAUAUUUAAAAAAAAGUAUGUGGGACAAAAGAAUAUACGUUAAAGCUUAUUAUUCAAACAAAUAGCAACAACAACUACAACAAUUACAGCGAACUUUAUUAUGCGCAUGCCACAUUGCACACAGAAAGUGCGCCACCAGCUGGACUAAACGAGGCAUACCGGGUAGUAAGAGCCACGAAAGCGCUCAAAAAAUAUAUUUGCAGUUAUCGGCGCAUUUGUCUAUAUGUGUGGGCGUGUGUUAGUUGCAGUUUGUAAGCGUUUAGAAAUAUUUGUAUAUAAAUACAUAAUAAUUUCUUAUAAUAUAAGAGCAAUUCUAAGCAGUAAUUGUCGGCACGCAAAGCAACAAACACAUACAAAACAAUGAGAAAUUACAAAAAAAAAAAACAAAAACAAAUAAUAAUAUAUUAAUAAAAAAUUUAAAAUAUAUUGUGAAUAAUAUGAAAAUUAAUUAUGAAAGAGAAAAUGAAAUAAACUGAAAAUACACAAACAAAAAAAAAAAACACUUGUAUUUUAUGAAUGUAGAGCAAAGCGAAGGCGCGAGGACAAAAUUUUCAAAAAAAAAAAAAUUAAGCAAAGAGCAGAAGGAAUUACUAAUUUAAAAAAUAAUUAAAAAUUAAUAAUUAAAAAAAUAUUUAAUAAUUUAAAGAAUAAUUAUUAAUUAAAAAAAAUAAAAAAUAAUUAAUAAUUAAAAGAAUAAAAUUAAUUGUAAAUACCACAACUUUGUGUAUUUAAUGCAAAGACUUCUGCAGCAAUGUUUAGUCAAAUGUAAGGCAAAGAAAUAAUAAUGGAAAACUAUAAAGUCAAGCAAUUAGUCAAAACAGUAAUUUAACAGCGAAACUCUAGCCAAAAACUGAAAAAGAAAAAUAAAAAUUAAACUAAAAAUUUAAAUAAAAAAAAUAUGAUAAAUCAUUAAUGGAUAAAUGAGCCUUUUUAGCUUAAAAAAAAAAUAUAAUUAUGACAACAUUAAGUCUCUACAUUUUGUGUGUUGUAUAGUAUAUGCUAAGCAAUCAUAUUCUAAAUACAUAAUAAAAAAAAAAACAAAUAACAACAAACACUACUGUAGCUGGAAUUGCGUAAUUGUAAAGCGAAAAUUAUUGAUUAAUAUGGCAUUCGCAGAAUGUUGAAACGAAAAAUUUUAGUAAAUACUUAAAAAUAAUAACUAAUUAAUAAAUAUAAAAUAAGGCAAUAGAUCUUGAAGCAAUUAAAACAAACCAAUACCGACUUCGAAUUUUGAAAGUAAGAAAGUAUUUUGAGUGAUUUUUAGCGCUGAAGCCAUGAAAAACUUAAAAUUAAAUGAAAUAAACUUUCUUAUUGUUAGUCUAUUUACUUUUUCGUGAACUUUCCUGCUGAAAAAAUAAAAAUUCAAUUUAGUUGAUUUAUUUCGCAUAUUAGCUCAAAAGCUUUUGAAAAGCUUUCCUGUCUUAAAUUUGUAUUUUUAUAGAUUUUUACUAAAUUAAAAUGUAAAAUACAAUCGAACAUGCUUAAUGAAGGAUGCUUUUAUUAUGAGCUUUUAGAAUGUGAGCUUUCAUCACUAACAUCAAGCUUUCGAAAUUUUAUAUAAUUUCAUGGUAGAAGCUUCAUUAAACUAAUUUUCAAUUAAAAAAAUUAAUUUUCAAAAAAAAAUAUACAGUUGAACUUCCAUAACUCGAACUUCUAUAACUUGAAGUUCUCCAUAACUCGAACUCAAAUUCAAUACAAAUUACCAUUCAUAACUGGAAGUCUCUCUAACUCGAAGUUUUUUGGUGGAUUAUGGUAAUUUGAGUUAGGGAAGUUAAACUUUAUAUGGAGAGUUACAGCUUACAAAACUGUGAAAGCUGAAAUGAUCGAUCCACCGAACAAAAGCUUAAAGUAGGUCUUAAAUUUUUAAUGUCAUUAUUUCGAAUUUUAUUCGGUUACAUAAACAUACAUAACGAAAAACAACAUUAGGCAGUGAUGUAGUCUUGAUUUUUUCAUGCAACUUUUAUAUAAAUGAGUACAUAUUCAUUACACAAUAGUGAAAGCUCAUCUAGUAAAAAAAUGAUUUGUAAAAAUAAAAAGCUUUUACCAAGCAAUAGAAAGCCUUUGUAAGUCUAGCAUUUCAUAUGCAUAUUUUGAUAACCUUUUGACGCAUUUUUUUACAUAUGUAUAUAUUUAGAAAGCUUUCACAAAAAAUUUCAAAAAAUUACACACAACUCAAAACUUUUUUACUUUUCACGUUUGCACUAUACUAUUUGUCUAGAUAUUCCACACUUUUAUACUAAUUUACACUCGAUUUACAUAUUUUGAGUACAGGUGCUUUCAAAAGCUUUUAUCAAAAUAAAUGUAUUAUUUAGUUUUGAUGUGGGUUGCUUAAGUAUAGUAAGCUUUGUAGGCCUCUCAACCUAUUUAGAAAACUUCCACUGCAUUUAGUUGAUCUAUUUAGAAAGCUUUCGGUGUUAAACAAAAAAAAAAUACAACAAAUACAAAGUAGUUCAGCCGUGAUUGAAACAGAAAAAAAACAUUGACAAAUAAACCUCCCACCCUUUACGGCACAGCCAUGGACAGUAGUGUUUGAGACA
Messenger RNA from Zeugodacus cucurbitae (melon fly), 7878 nucleotides. RefSeq names its product elongation of very long chain fatty acids protein AAEL008004. NCBI's taxonomy places the organism in Eukaryota, Metazoa, Arthropoda, Insecta, Diptera, Tephritidae. The transcript is spliced from 10 exons. The record is from RefSeq and is a predicted model, not a curated record. Gene Ontology annotation, biological process: very long-chain fatty acid biosynthetic process; fatty acid elongation, polyunsaturated fatty acid; fatty acid elongation, saturated fatty acid. Gene Ontology annotation, cellular component: endoplasmic reticulum membrane. Bases 1491 to 2681 code for a protein of 396 amino acids. Gene Ontology annotation, molecular function: fatty acid elongase activity.